Bactrocera latifrons is the source of this 1209-nucleotide messenger RNA. It is a transcript of the gene para, whose product is annotated as sodium channel protein para. The transcript is spliced from 6 exons. The annotation marks the transcript as partial. The record is from RefSeq and is a predicted model, not a curated record. Gene Ontology annotation, molecular function: voltage-gated sodium channel activity. Gene Ontology annotation, cellular component: voltage-gated sodium channel complex; plasma membrane. NCBI's taxonomy places the organism in Eukaryota, Metazoa, Arthropoda, Insecta, Diptera, Tephritidae. Gene Ontology annotation, biological process: neuronal action potential; sodium ion transmembrane transport; membrane depolarization during action potential.
AUUAAGAAACAUAUAUUUAACGAAAAGUAAUAAGUGAUGUUGAUGAAUAUUCUUUGAAAGUGAUUUAAAGAGAUAUAUUUCAUGUCAAAAAGAGUUAACGUUCGUAACAACAGUAGCAACAGCAGCAACAAUUAUAAUAUAUCGAAUUAUAAAAAUAAAAAUUAACAGACGCUUGGUCUUGCUUCUUGAUACCAUUCCUCAUAAUUUAAUCAUAAUAUUACUUCUACCAUCCUUACGUUGUUACAAUUUAUGUCUGUAAAUCAACGCACUUAAAAACCAGUAGAAAAUAAAUAAAAAUGAAACCAAUAAUUUAUUUCGACAAUUUACUUAUGUGUGAUGCCAAGUGUGAGCUGCUGUAAAAAAUACGGAGCCAUUUAGUUCUAAAAUAGUUCACAACAUUUACAAAAGGACUUAAUACUCUCUCCCGCGCUCCUGAACAAUCUCAGGUCAACCUUAAAUACAUAGGUUAUUAGCAACUUAUAACCACAGCAAGGAUCAUUGUAAUCAAAAGCAAUUAAUUUUGCUGGGAUCAAAGAUUUAUAAAAGCGGAGGGCGCUUAUCGAAAAUGGCGCCUCGGAUAUAGCUGUAAUCCAAAGCUAACCCGCGACAUCCAUGUGCCUCAUGCCUUGGAAAUCUGAGGCUCUCACUGCUGGCCGUAUAGACAAUGACAGAAGAUUCCGACUCGAUAUCUGAGGAAGAACGUAGCUUGUUCCGUCCCUUCACCCGCGAAUCGUUGAUUCAAAUUGAAAAACGCAUAGCCGCUGAAUAUGAAAAACAAAAGGAGUUUGAAAGAAAAAGAGCCGAGGGCGAGGUGCCGCAAUAUGGUCGCAAGAAAAAACAAAAAGAAAUCCGAUAUGAUGACGAGGAUGAGGAUGAAGGUCCACAACCGGAUCCUACACUUGAACAGGGCGUGCCAAUACCUGUUCGAUUGCAGGGCAGCUUCCCUCCGRAAYUGGCCUCCACUCCUCUCGAGGAUAUUGAUCCUUUUUAUAACAAUGUACUGACCUUUGUAGUUGUAAGUAAGGGAAAAGAUAUUUUUCGCUUUUCUGCAUCCAAAGCAAUGUGGUUGCUGGACCCGUUCAAUCCCAUACGUCGCGUAGCUAUUUAUAUUUUAGUGCAUCCGUUGUUUUCGUUAUUUAUWAUUACAACUAUUCUGGUUAACUGCAUUCUGAUGAUCAUGCCUACAACGCCAACAGUCGAAUCCACUGA